AUGUUCGGUCUUCCGUCGUAUUUCACAGACACACGCCGAGGACGUCGCGUGAUGUUCUAUGAAUUUCCUGGUGAUGGUUCUAGUGUUUAUAAAUACUGCACAUGCGUUGCAUAUUCCGGCGAUACGGUGAUACGAGGUGGUGCUGGUGGCGGUAAUGCGCGAAAUCGGCAAAGUCGUGCUCCUCGUGUGAACAACCAGAACGCUGUUGGUGCCGAAUUUGUUGGUUUGGAUUUAUACAAUCACCUGAAGCACUUUUUCCAGAAUUAUGUGGAAAAUGUUUUUCAGGUUUGUCUUUUUUUUUCUUUUUAUUGCUGGUUAUUUUUGGGUAACUGGUGUGGAGCUUUGAACGUUUGGUUCUUCUUUCCGUAG
Molecule: messenger RNA, 369 nt
Organism: Gongylonema pulchrum
Lineage: Eukaryota; Metazoa; Nematoda; Chromadorea; Rhabditida; Gongylonematidae
Source: the annotation of a GenBank genome assembly